Molecule: messenger RNA, 1897 nt
Organism: Sceloporus undulatus (fence lizard)
Lineage: Eukaryota; Metazoa; Chordata; Lepidosauria; Squamata; Phrynosomatidae
Gene: TRMT11
Product: tRNA methyltransferase 11 homolog
Exons: 13
Coding region: 39-1463 (474 amino acids)
Biological process (GO): methylation
Cellular component (GO): cytoplasm
Molecular function (GO): nucleic acid binding
Source: RefSeq, a predicted model, not a curated record
AGGCGCACACAACAAGGCAUCCAUCCACCGGGGCGACGAUGGCGGGGUUGAAGCGGCGCUACUUGCUGCUCCUGGCGCAGGAGAACUUGGCCUUCCGGGCGGCGGAAAUAAAGUCUUUGGUUUCCCUCUGUGGUGGACGAUGGAGCAGUCAACAGGAACUAAGAUUAAAUUCUCCAUUUUGGAUUCUUAGCCUGCCUUCAGAAGGUGUAGCUAGAGGACUAAUGAAACGAACAGUAUGUGCAAAAUCUGUAUUUGAACUGUGGGGUCAUGGAAAAUCUGCAGAAGAACUGCACUCUUCACUGAGGAAUUAUCCAGUAGACAAUAUGGCUCCAUAUUUACAGUCCAACUUUACAUACAAAAUAAAGGUUCAUGCUUUUAACAAAACACUGACACAAGAAGAGAAAAUACAAAGGAUAGAUUCUCUAGAGUUUUUACCAUUUGAAGGAAAAGUGAAUUUAAAGAAACCAGAUAAUACAUUCUGGCUACUAGAAGAUUACGGAAUGGAUCCAAACAACAUCCCAAAACAGCCUCUUAAUUUAUAUUUUGGAAGAUGGAUUGCCAAUGGACAAAGGGAUCUUAUUGAAUCAUACAGUGUAAAAAAGAGGCAUUUUAUUGGGAAUACAAGCAUGGAUGCUUGUUUGGCAUUUAUCAUGGCAAACCAUGGGAGAGUAAAACCAAAUGAUGUUGUGUUUGAUCCAUUUGUGGGAACAGGCGGACUACUUAUAGCAUCAGCACACUUUGGAGCCUAUGUAUGUGGAACAGAUAUAGAUUACAGCACAGUUCAUGGACUAGCCUGUCAUGCAUUUGAAUUUUAUUUUCUUCACAACUCAUUGCACCAAGGCAAAGCCAGCAGGAAGAACCAAAAGUGGAGAGGGCCAGAUGAAAAUAUCAGAGCCAAUCUUCGUCAGUAUGGUUUGGAAAAGUACUACCUUGAUGUAUUAGUUUCUGAUGCAUCAAGGACCAUAUGGAAGAAGGGAGUGCAGUUUGAUGCAAUAAUCACAGACCCUCCCUAUGGAAUACGAGAAGCUACUAGAAGAACUGGUUCACAAAAGGAGAUGGCUAAAAUGGCAGAAAGAGGCACUGAAAAUCACAUCUCCAUUUCCUCAAAUUAUCAUCUGAGUGACAUCCUUUUUGACCUGUUAAAAUUUGCGGCUGAAUACCUGGUGAUUGGAGGAAGAUUAGUCUACUGGCUUCCUGUGUACAAACCAGAAUAUACAGAAGAGAUUAUACCCCGGCACCCAUGUCUGAAACUUAUUAGCAACUGUGAACAGACACUUUCCAGCCACACGUCAAGAUACCUGAUAACCAUGGAAAAGGUGAAAGAAUUUGAGGAUGAAGACCAUGAUUUCCACAUAUUGGAAAGUCAGUACCUGCCAUACAAAAGUCACAAUUCCUUUCGUGAUAAAUAUUUCAGUGGAGUGACAAAAAGGAUUGCCAAGGAAGAAAAAGACAGUCAGAAAUAAUUUUUUAAAAGGAAAGAAAUCUACAAGCAAAGAACCAUGAGGCUAUUAAAACAUCUGGACCUCAAUAUUAUGUGGAUACUUCAGAGAACAAAUACUGUUUUUAAUUUUUUAAAACUCCAAGCAAAAACCACAACAUAAAUUCAGAACAGUUCUAUUUCAUUAACUUUGUUUAUACCAGAUUAUUGCACAAUUUUUUACUCUUAUUUAAUUUAUUUUUGUACUUUAAGUUCUAAUGAUAAUGGACUACAACCUUUGUCACUAUUAUUCUUUUAGCCCAUUACUGCUAACAAAAACUAGUAGUAUUGUUCGGCUUUUUAAACUGUGAACAUCUGGAAGUCUUAAAUAGACAAGUUUUUUUGUUGUUGUUAUUAGGAAGAUCUAUUUCAUUUACUUUUUUCUUUUGUAACUUAUGUAUAAUAAAGUCUUCAAAGAUU